Messenger RNA from Setaria italica (foxtail millet), 1337 nucleotides. RefSeq lists its product as uncharacterized. The record is from RefSeq and is a predicted model, not a curated record. The coding region runs from base 89 to 1066 and encodes 325 amino acids. The transcript has 4 exons. NCBI's taxonomy places the organism in Eukaryota, Viridiplantae, Streptophyta, Magnoliopsida, Poales, Poaceae.
CUCGAAGGCCGAAGCCUUCGUUGAGGAAGCCCAUCAUACAAACACUACAGUUUCGGAGGAGACGAGGCGAGGGCGGCGCCGGGUUUCGAUGGUUGUGUACGUCGUCCACACGAGGAGAGAGCGGCGGGGUGGGAGAGCCGGCGAGGGAUCAUCGGCGAUGAGCAAGAACCUCGUCCGCCUUGCUAGCCGCGCCGUCAAGCCAGCCAUCCCCUCCGGCGCAGGCGGCCGCUCACUUUCGCGCGCCGGGGGCGGCCGCCCGCUGCGCGCCACGUCGCCGCCUCCCCCGUCUUCGAUCAGCGGCUGCACCGCGUCCUGGGAGUCCCGCUCGCUGCGCCGCGACGGCGAGGAGGACUGGGAGGAGGUCGUCGCAGCGGGGGCGAGGCCUGGUAUUGCCGGCUUCCGCGGGGAGGCCACGGAGGAGCAGGGGGUUGUGUUCGGGGCCCCGCCUACCGACGACGAGGUCUGCGCCGCCGUUGCCAGCAUCAAGCAGGUGUUUGAGAAACCUUCUGAUGUGGAUUCUGAUGCGCCUGAGCUAACGCUUGCGCUGCCCAUGUCAGGGCACCCUUCAUGUGGAUUAAUUGUUAAUCAUUUUGCUCUAGAUUCUGGUGCAUCUGAGGUCGGAUCAGAUGAGUGGACUGAACCUGCUAUGCUCGUUCGUAACUCAAGUGCUCUUUUGACAAAGGAACACGGGAGUGUACUGGAUGCACUCCGCCUAUUGCAUGAAGACCCUUCGGUUCAGAAAAUGGUUAUGGCCUUGUCAAAAGAUAAGGCUGUAUGGCAUGCUGUGAUGGAGAACGAGGUGGUACAAGAAUUCAAGAGAUCCUUCCAGGAUGCCAAGGAAACUGAUCUCAAUGGACGGUCUACUGCUCCUCCUGGAUUCAUGAUGUGGGUCCUGGAAAACACCCAAGCGAAAAUCAAGGAAUUCCUUGAGAAAAUACUUGGGCUCGUGAACAUGCUCUUCCAAUCCGGGGACAAGGACUACGAUAUGUCUGAUGAUAUAGUGAGGAUGUCCUUCAUGCUCUCUGUGUUUGUCUUCAUCGUGGUCACUAUUGCUCGUAUACACUGAGCACAGCAAUUCGUCGACUUCGCGUACUGGUGGUUUCUUACUUUUGUACAGGAUUAGUUCUAGAAUUAGUUCUAUUCUUCGUAUGGUCGGCAACGACCGUGGUUGGUGUCAGUCUUAGUUGUCAGGUCCAGAAGCUGCGUUAUCAGUAUUCUUAGUGGAAACUAAUGGUUAUCGUGUGGGAUUGUCUUAAACGUCAGUGUUUAAUAUCAUCUGCAGUGUGCUCUCUGAACAUGAGUUCAGUCUAAACGUGUGGUCAGGCGAGAUUCGGGAA